Messenger RNA from Erinaceus europaeus (western European hedgehog), 1886 nucleotides. RefSeq names its product cytochrome P450 4A11-like. The record is from RefSeq and is a predicted model, not a curated record. The coding region runs from base 101 to 1633 and encodes 510 amino acids. The transcript is spliced from 12 exons. Gene Ontology annotation, molecular function: monooxygenase activity; oxidoreductase activity, acting on paired donors, with incorporation or reduction of molecular oxygen; iron ion binding. NCBI's taxonomy places the organism in Eukaryota, Metazoa, Chordata, Mammalia, Eulipotyphla, Erinaceidae.
UCCAAAGGUGGGUGGGGCAAUCCUUCCUUGAGGGAGGAUUGAUUUAAGCUGGAGAGAUCAGAGGCAGUGAGGGACAUUGAGCCUUCAGAAGCUGAGCACCAUGGCUGAGUCUGUGCUGAUUGUCUCCAGAUCUCUGGGCAGCAUCUCUGGGUUUCUGCAAGUGGCCUCCCUGCUUGGCCUGGUUCUGCUGCUGCUCCAGGCAGCCCAGCUCUACCUGAAGAGACAGAGGCUCCUCAAAGCUGUACAGCAAUUCCCGUCCCCUCCCUCUCACUGGCUCUAUGGACACUCCAGGGAGUUUGAAGAGAAUCAGGAGCUGCCACAGAUACUGAAAUGGGCAGAGAAGUUCCCAUGUGCCUUUCCUCGUUGGAUGUGGGGGACCAACGUCCAUGUCAUAGUUUAUGAUCCUGACUACAUAAAAGCGAUUCUGAUGAAACCAGAACCAAAGCCUUCUGCUGUCCGCAAAGUCCUUGAUCCCUGGAGUGGGACUGGUUUGAUCCUGUUGGAUGGAAAGACUUGGUUUGAGCACCGGCGGAUGCUGACCCCAGCCUUCCAUCAUGAAAUCCUGAAGCCCUACGUGGGGAUCAUGGUCGACUCUACGCGAGUGAUGCUGGACAAAUGGGAGGAAUUCAUCAGUCAGAACACCUCUCUGGAGAUCUUCAGACAUGUCUCUUUAAUGACCCUAGAUGUCAUCAUGAAGUGCGCCUUCAGCUACCAGGGCAGCGUCCAGACAGACAGACACUCCCAAUCCUAUGUCCAUGCCACUGAGGACUUGAAGAAACUAUUUUCCUCCCGAAUAAAGAAUGCUUUGUAUGACAGCAACAUCAUCUAUGGGCUGACACCCGAAGGCCGCAGGAACUCCCGUGCCUGCCAGAUAGUCCACGAAUACACAGACCAAGUGAUCCGGCUGAGGAAGGCUCAACUGCAGAAGGAGGGAGAGCUGGAGAAGGUCAGACAGAAGAGGCACCUGGAUUUCCUGGACAUCCUCCUCUUUGCCAGAAUGGAGAAUGGGAGUAGUUUGUCUGACAAGGAACUCCGUGCAGAGGUGGACACAUUCAUGUUUGGGGGUCAUGACACCACAGCCAGUGGCAUCUCCUGGGUUCUGUAUGCUCUGGCUUCCCACCCUGAGCAUCAGCAGAGGUGCCGGGAGGAGAUCCAGAGCCUCCUGGGGGAUGGUGCCUCCAUCACCUGGGACCACUUGGACCAGAUGCCCUACACCACCAUGUGCAUCAAGGAGGCACUGAGACUCUACCCUCCAGUACCACGCAUCAGCAGGGAGCUCAGCAAGCCCAUUAUCUUUCCUGAUGGACGCUCUUUACCAGCAGACAUGACACUUCUUCUCUCCUUCUAUGCCUUGCACCAUGAUCCGAAGUUGUGGCCAAACCCAGAGGUUUAUGAUCCUUUUCGGUUUGCACCUGGUUCUUCUCAACACAACUAUGCUUUCCUGCCCUUCUCAGCAGGCUCAAGGAACUGCAUCGGGAAGCAGUUUGCCAUGAAGGAGAUAAAGGUGGCCGUGGCACUGAUUUUGCUCCGCUUUGAGUUGUCACCGGAUCCCUCUAGAGUUCCAAUUCUUGGUGCAAAUAUUACACUGAUGUCAAAAAAUGGGAUCCACCUGCAUCUCAGGAAGCUCUUGUAACCAUUGUGAGGACAAAAAUGUUCUCUGAAAGCCUGCCAUCCCGUCCUGCCACCUUCUCUUGUCUCUUGCCUCUCUCUGCCUACUUACUGCAUUCUUACUGCUUUUUUCUUUUCUGCUUGCCUGUUCAGCAUUAGUUUUCUCUGCUUUUUAAAUAAAUUACUAUAGACUCAAGUUCAUAAUAUUACCAUUUAAGAGUCAUAAAUCUGAAUGUGUUAUACUGGUCACAACCCAAAAUUGCAGAAGACUGAAUAGA